GUGUAUGUGUGUGUAAUGCGAUAGUCUCCGUUUUUAUGCCUUCGCCCUCCUCAUUCGUGUAGAGCAGUCCAAGGGAAGGAAAGAGGCGAGAGAGAGAGGGAGAGAGCGCGCAGACUGGAACAGGAGCUCAAAGGCGACAGAUCUUUUUUUAACACAUCCCAAGAAACACUAAAGUGGUGGGCCGCACUUUAAAAAUAAGAAGGGCUACUCCCUCUCUCAACUUAGGUCUAUAUUGGCACGGAGCUAAGUUUUAAGGGGGGCUUGUGUGGGCGGGACAUUGUUUGAGGACUCUUACAAAGGUGCAAUCGCCGGUAUCAUCGCCGACCUAACGCCACUCUCCGUAUCUCUCUUCCCCUGUAUCGCCGAGAGAUUUGCUUCUUGUUCGGACCGCGUCUCAUUCAGUGUUACAACAUCUCCAAGGAUGUAACACGGAGGCAGAGAGAGAGAGACAGGAAACCUUCAAAUCAGCUAACAGAGGAAGUGACACCAACCCAUGCUUAAAGAGAAGAGGGCAUAUUUUUUUCGUUCUGUAAUUGUUUUUGAAGAGAUAUAGAGAGAUUGUAGAGUGGAGUAUCAAGCGUGAUAGAAGCCUCUGUGAGUGAGUGUGUGUUGUGAGAGAGAGAGACACACACACGGGGACAUCGCACACCUCCUAGUGGGACAAGACACAGCUUGGGAACGCACGGAAUAUAACGGGACUUGAUCACGCCUGGGGUCUGUCUGAAGUGGAAUUUACAAUUAAAAAAAACAACCCAAAGGAACCCUCCGGGGAACGGGCGCGGAGAGAAGAUGUACGGGAGUGCGGGUUCGGCAGCUCUCCUGUGGAUCACUUGCUGUUGUUUUCUCAAACUUGGAGCUGAGCAGAAUGGGAACGAUCCUUGUGGAAAGCAGCUGAAUGCGAGGGAAGCGGGUUACAUCACCUCGCCAGGAUACCCUCAUGACUAUACACCGCACCAGAGGUGUGAGUGGGUCGUCCGAGCCCCCGAGAACCAUCAGAAAAUCCUGCUGAACUUUAACCCCCACUUUGAACUGGAAAAGCAUGACUGCAGGUACGACUACAUUGAAAUCCGGGAUGGAGAUGGGGAGAGUGCGGACCUGCUGGGAAAGCACUGCGGAAACAUUGCUCCCACGUCGAUCAUCUCCUCGGGCUCUGCGCUUUACAUCAAGUUUGUGUCGGAUUAUGCGCAACAGGGAGCAGGAUUCUCGCUGCGUUACGAGAUCUUCCGAACAGGGUCAGAUGAUUGCUCCAAGAAUUUCACGGCUCUCAGUGGUGUGAUCGAGUCUCCCAGUUUUCCCGACAAGUACCCUCACAACCUCUACUGCACUUACAUCAUCCUGGCUCCGCCCAGGUCAGAGGUGACCCUCACCAUGCUGAUCUUUGACCUGGAGUUUGACCCUUUACAGAUAGGGCCAACCGACUGUAAAUACGACCAUCUUGCUAUCUGGGAUGGAUUUCCUGAAGUGAGUCCUCUGAUCGGUCGCUAUUGUGGCUCAAAGAUCCCAGCUGUGAUCCGCUCUGAUACUGGUAUCAUGUCGCUGACGUUCCACACAGAUAUGGCUGUGGCGAAAGACGGCUUCUCGGCUGAGUACAACAUCACCACGAAAGAAACGCAGGAUUCCUCCCAGUGCAACAGCCCGCUGGGUAUGGAAUCUGGUCAGAUCAGCAACAUGCAGAUCAAGGCUUCGUCCUCCUAUAUUUCUGGGAACUGGGAAGCGAGCCAAGGUCGACUCAAUCACAACAUCAACGGUUGGACACCAGGCGAAGACACCACCAAGGAAUGGAUCCAGGUGGACCUGGGGAUUCUAAAGAUUCUGACUGGUAUUGCCACCCAGGGGGCGAUCUCUGUGGAUACAUCGAAAACCUACUAUGUCAGCAGCUACAAGCUGGAUGUGAGCUCCAACGGUGAGGACUGGAUGACCUACCGACAAGGGAAGAACCACAAGUUAUUUGCGGCCAACACGGAUGGUAACGAGGUGGUGCUGAACACGCUGACCCCGCCUGUGGUCGCUCGCUUUGUUCGUAUUAGGCCUCAGGUCUGGACAAACGGCAUUUCCAUGCGUUUUGAAGUCUACGGCUGCCAGAUGACAAAUGCACCUUGCUCCGACAUGCUGGGAAUGAUGUCUGGGUUCAUCCCUGACUCAUUGAUCACCUCCUCCUCCACACGGGACUAUCACUGGUCAUCAGGCAGUGCCCGGCUCGUUGCCAGCCGCUCCGGAUGGUACCCACGGCAACCUCACCCCGUGUCUGGCACAGAGUGGAUUCAGUUGGCCCUGCUCACCCCCAAGGCCGUCAGUGCCAUCAUCAUCCAGGGGGCACGUGGAGCAUCGUCCAUGGGUGGUGGGAUGGGCGGCGACAAUAAGGCUUUUGUGCGGAAGUUUAAAUUAACCUACAGCAUGAACGGAGUCAACUGGACCUUCGUCAAGGAAUCCGGAGGACAGAGGCACAAGAUGUUUGAAGGGAACAUAAAUUAUGAUACUCCCGAGAUUCGACGAUUUGAUCCUGUGCCUGCACGGUUUGUCCGAGUGUAUCCGGAGAGGUGGUCUCCUGCUGGAAUUGGGAUGCGUUUCGAGUUGCAGGGCUGUGAUUUACUGGCAACCACCACGUCUGCUGCCACUGUUGUAUCCACACAGUGGGCUGUGGAGAAUGCCACGGAAGCUCCUUGUGUGGACGAGGCUGACCCUGCAUGUAUGGUCGGCUCCCAUGUUCUCGAAAUCAAUCCCAGCAUCGACGGCUUCAACUGCAGUUUUGGGGACUCACAAGGCAAUGAGCUCUGUGGCUGGUCACCUGACUCUUCAGCCCUGACAAAAUGGACUGUCCACUCUGGGAGUCCAACGACUGAAGACCUGGGGCUCAACUCUCACCACCAUGCAGAUAAAUGGAAUUACCUGCGCUUAGAAACUUAUAAGAUGCUGGAAGGGCAGCGAGCCAGGCUCCUUAGUCCCAUAGUGCCGCCCCUGAACAGACACCGUUGCAUGGUGUUUGGGUAUCAGAUGCACGGUGACAAUGUAGGUACUCUAAGGGUACUGCUGAGGAAGAAAACAGAUGAUGUGAUGCUCUGGUCAUUGAGAGGAGAUCAGGGUGACAAGUGGAAAGAGGGAAGGAUCAUCCUACCAGGAUAUAACAGUGACUAUCAGGUCAUCAUUGAAGGCAUUGUAGGAAAAAAUGCGAGUAAAGAGAUGGGCAUUGAUGACAUUGCCAUCGCAUCUCAUGUCUCGCUUGACCAAUGCAUUCAGCCCACCAGUGCCUUUCCUGGAAUCCCCACUAGUGAGACACCAACAGCAAAAGAAAUGAUAUCCGUGGAUGAAGGGACCCGGUUUGAACCCAAUGAGGAGGCUGACUUCAACAUUUACAGGAAAGGUAUGGGGCUUGAAGGAGACGCGAGCACGAUGUUACCCUCCAAUGGGAUGUCGGUCACGCCAACGUCAGGACGAGACAAGAACUGGCUCUAUUCCCUGGACCCAAUCCUGGUCACGAUCAUCGUCAUGAGCUCUGUGGGGGUUCUCCUGGGAGCAGUCUGUGCCGGGCUCUUGCUGUACUGCACCUGCUCCUACGCUGGCCUCUCCAGCCGGAGUUCAACUACCCUGGAGAACUACAACUUUGAACUGUACGACGGGAUCAAGCAUAAAGUGAAGAUGAACCAGCAGAAGUGCUGCUCCGAGGCCUAAUCCACCUCACAGCAGAAGGCCUUGUUGUUAUUAGUAACUUGGAACCAACAAACGCAAAGGUGCAGUGAGUGAAGAACUGCCUUUGAAUCGUAACCAUUUACAUUCUGACGUGCCCAGAACAAGUCACAUUAUCCCCUGUUGAUUGUGGGGUCUAUUUAAUUAACACUUGGUCAGCACUAAAGAGCCUUAACUUGACUAUUUUCCCACGGAUAUGAGCCAUCGUUACUGCCUUGACUGUGACCUUUGGGGUGACGUAAGAGUGGGCCAACUAGACAUUGGUUGUUAACAGAGGUUAAUUCUGUUCUGUGCUGCAAAGGGAAGCAUCAUUUCUUUCAAACCAGCCGCAACGUUGGCCUGUUGUGCCACGUAGCUUUUUCGUGCUUUGCUUUCGCCCUUCAACUUUCCGACCCAACGGCUGAUGCCUGCAAAGCUGUGGUGGGGGUCCUAACUGGAAUAGAAUUCAAGUCAGCCAUCACCUCAAGUUUACCAUUGGGACCCGACAGGCCGGAAUGUACACUAUUGCCUGCAACUUCAUGGUUCGUUGGUGUCAAGCAACCUCAACCAUUUAAGCAGCUUAAAGAAAUUGUGGACUAUAUGCAGAGUGCCUUUAGACAAGUGUGAUCUAUUAGCUUUGGCAAAAUAGUUUUGACAUUCUUCCUGUCCGGGACAGAAGAGUGUUUUAUUGGGCGCUGCCUUGAUGUUUAUGCAGUGCCUGGUCAGAAGAUUUUAUCUAUUAUUAUUUAAUAUACAGUGCAUUGACAUUCCAGACGGUGUUUCUGUCUGCUUUGAGAGGGGAGGAGGGCUGUGAGAGGGGAAGGGGGUGGGGGCUAUUACUUUUUGGGAACAGGUCAUAUGGUGGAAAAGAAAAUUCACUACAGAAGCUUUAAUCUGAGGCAAGAUUGGAGGGCUUAGAUGGAUGGCUCUGGGCAGAGUUGAAUGCUACACUUCACCAGGCCUUAUUCACAAAAUGGGCCCAGCCACCCUCAUUCAUCACAAGGCAAAGGCCUCAAACCCAGAAAAGUAAAAUCGGCCUUUUAUAGGAAGAGACUGCUGGCUUCUGUAAGAUUGGUCUUGUUAGAUAAUAGUGUUACAAGGUUGGUUCAAAUGAGGUUGUGCAGGGUUUACAGGGUUAUAUUUGGUUGAAUAGGCAUCAGUGUUACAAUCUUUCAACAACCCACUGUCGAAUGGUAUAUUUGUGCAUUCCUUUGUACAAUGCUGACUGUUCACUGACUCACGAUUUUAUUAGAAAUCUGCAACUCCUCUCUAACCUCCACUUCUUGAAGAGACUCUGAUGUCACAGACACCAGCAUCUCCUUAGGUGUUUUGGCCCAGGCACCACCUUCAUUUGUAACAACCAGUAGAAAACCAGUCAAUGAAUUUGGAAGACAAGCCUGACACUGAUGUACACAUUCUGGAAUUAGGAGUAUCAUUAAUACUGAUAGCAUUUAUUGCCUGCCCCAACUAUCCACUGACAAAAAUGGUGGUGAGUCAUCUUCACUUUUGGGUUACAACUCUGGUGGAUGCCCUCACUAGGCUGCUCGGCUGGACAGUCCAGGGUACUCACCCAGGAUAUUGACCCAGGCACUUGGAUUUCCGAGUCAAGCUGAUGCUGGUAUCAGAGAAGAAGCUGGCACAGCUGCCUUAGUCUUUGUAGCAGGUUGUAGGGAGAUAUUUCCAGCAUGUCUCUCAUGACCUUCAGACACAAUAUCUGGUCAAAUAGAGAGUGUACCAGUAAAUACUCCAGGGCCGAUGAAUAAGCCCAGCCCAUUGGGAAGUGUGUGUGGAGAGCCAAACCUUUGUUGGGUAGAACCAAUAAAGUUAUCAUUUGUCCUAUCAGAAGGGAAGGAGAUUGUAACACAGGUCCCCAGACACAUACGGUUAAUAUACCAUCUCUCCCCCCCACCCUAUUCAAAGAUUAUUGCCACAGUAAGGCAUCUAAAGAUUCAGUUUGUGCACAACACUUUCCCUGGACUAUACUGUGUAUUAUAUCAUGUACGUCUUACACAUCCUUGUUUAUGAGACUGUGUACAGUGUUAUACUGUAUCUCUUACAUAUCCAUAGUGCACAGUUUAUACCUGAAAUGGCCAUUUCACAUCUACUGUCCAUUACUCAUGAACACAGCCAUCACACCACAUCUGACGGUGCAGACAUUAUGGUGCUAAUUUUCACUCCUGGUCCUGAUUCACUGAACCUCACCAAACCUUGUGGCCUGCUCUGUGUAAACUCAUCAGAGGCAAAAGGCUGUGUAAAAUGCGAUAGUGGAUUGGCAUCUCACUGCUUAACAAGCGGGAAAUGCUGAGUAUGCGCUCAAUCCUCCGACAGCGAGAAGCUGAAACGCUGUUCAAAUGUCUUUACGGAAAUUUUUAGAUGUACAGGAUGGAUUAAGGGAUAGGGAUGUGUUGAUUGGAUAAGAUGAAGCAAAGUGGGUGCUCGAUAGAAACAUUAAACAAUGUCACAGAUCUGUAGGGCCACAUUGGCUGUUCUUGUGCUGUAAGUGCUACGUAUUUCUACCAUUUCUUGUGUGCCACUGUGUGUGUAUAUUUUUUAUGAUGCCAUUUUACAUUCAAGCUGGAUUGUAGACCCAUAUGUAAAUUGUAACUGUGCUGCCAAUAGUGUGUUUGUUUGUGUGUGUGUGUAUGUAUGUAUGUGUGUGUGUACGCACGUGUGAGUCCAUGCAUGUGCAUGUACAUAGGUGCAUGUGCGUGUAUAUGUGUUCAUGCGUAUGCGUGCGCAUGUAAACAGGUGCAUAUGUAAAUAUGCGCCUGUGUGUGUGUGUGUGUGUGUGUGUGUGUGUGCGUGUGUGUGUGUGAAUGGCCGUUUGCGUGACUGCGUGUGCGCGACAGAGUGUGUAUGCGUCUGUGUGCACCUCAGUGUGUGAAGUCCGCAUACAUAUAUACAUUCGUACACAGAUGCUUGUGUGUAUAUGAGUGAGCGUGCUUGCGUAGGUGUGUUUGAGGUGAUGUAUCUAGUUCCACAUGACUGGGCAUUCAGUGCCUUCCCGGCAGUCCAUUGAACGGUGGACAGAAGGAGGGGCAAGUGGGGUGGUGGCACUUGCCCGCAUUAUUGGAUGGAUCGUCAAAGCUGCUCCUGCCCUGUAGGAGAGGAGAUUUUUCUCUGACAAGGGAUUUGCAUUUAGCUGGUCUUCUCUGAGUUCCCAUUGCUAACUGAUGGGAAAGAGCAGCAACGACUUGAGAUCAAUGCUGGAGGUAUCCACAUACCCAGUCUCCCGUGAUGACGUAAAUGACCGUAUGCCUUGUAGAUUUGAAAUACUGUCUUAAUAAAGUCAUUGUAAUGGAAUAGCUACUCCACAAGCUGAAUGCAUUACUGAAGAGAUAGUUCCAUAUGAUAAAUGCCUCAAUAAAAAAAAGUCAUCAUAAAAAUGUUGAAAUGAGAA
Messenger RNA from Amblyraja radiata (thorny skate), 7060 nucleotides. Its product is annotated as neuropilin-2. Gene Ontology annotation, molecular function: vascular endothelial growth factor receptor activity; semaphorin receptor activity. Bases 790 to 3666 code for a protein of 958 amino acids. Gene Ontology annotation, biological process: vascular endothelial growth factor signaling pathway; axon guidance; angiogenesis. The record is from RefSeq and is a predicted model, not a curated record. The transcript is spliced from 17 exons. Lineage: Eukaryota; Metazoa; Chordata; Chondrichthyes; Rajiformes; Rajidae. Gene Ontology annotation, cellular component: glutamatergic synapse; plasma membrane; postsynaptic membrane.